Molecule: messenger RNA, 795 nt
Organism: Perkinsus marinus ATCC 50983
Lineage: Eukaryota; Perkinsozoa; Perkinsida; Perkinsidae
Exons: 5
Coding region: 1-795 (264 amino acids)
Source: RefSeq, a predicted model, not a curated record
AUGCGAGCCAUGGGACAUCGAUACAGAGAUAUUUUGGGUGACCUCCUUCCCUACAAGGUGGAAGUGUUCUCUUCUAGUAAAGAGAGGGCUCAGCUCAGUGCACAAGCCUUCGUGGAGGGAUUCUUCGAUGGUCCUGAAGGAGGACCUGCUGUGCCAGUGAGAGAUGACUUGCUUCGUCCUGAUAGCCCCGCAUUGAAGGCACUUGUGAAAAAACAGGAGCUAUCUCCCGAAUUCCAGAAUAAGACCAAGGGCGAAUUUGCUCAUCUGUUAAAGGCAUUCAACUUGACGCACACUGCGGAGCUCAGGGCGGUUGCCGGUGUUAUUAUCUCCAAUAGGGUCCACGAUCUCCCCCUACCAUUCACCGGCCGGGCUGCUGAGCUCGUGGAUGAAGUGCUGAGCGCACGCGAAUGGAUCAUGAGACGUCGCUUCGCGACUUUGCCCAUCGGCAAACUUGGUGCAGGGAGCCUCCUCCGUUGGUUGGUGGAUAAAUUGAUCCUAUCCGUGGAGCCUGAAAAUGUCUUCAUACCCGACUUCGCGGAUGCACUGGCGAUCGAGCUCUGGGAUACAGGGAACAACGGAAAUAUUUCGACCUUAUGGGUUGGAUUCCAUAAGCAUCGUUACCAUCAAGGAAAACACGAUGUGGACACGGAUAAAUCUGGUGCUUUUACUGAAGGUGCUCUGAAAAUCCUUAAGAAACGCUAUGACACGAUUCCUCCUGAGCUUCGCGAUCGGUUCGGCGUAUCCAAUGUCAUGUCUUUGGGUGACCUCCAGAGAUAUAGUACUCUGGUUCUCUGA